Molecule: messenger RNA, 394 nt
Organism: Tachyglossus aculeatus (Australian echidna)
Lineage: Eukaryota; Metazoa; Chordata; Mammalia; Monotremata; Tachyglossidae
Gene: OST4
Product: oligosaccharyltransferase complex subunit 4, non-catalytic
Exons: 2
Coding region: 64-177 (37 amino acids)
Cellular component (GO): oligosaccharyltransferase complex
Source: RefSeq, a predicted model, not a curated record
GACGUAGCCUGGGGCUGAACCUUCCAGGUGAGCGGGUCGGUGGCGGUCGUCGUCCCCCGCAGGAUGAUCACGGACGUGCAGCUGGCCAUCUUCGCCAACAUGCUGGGCGUGUCGCUCUUCCUGCUGGUCGUCCUCUAUCACUACGUGGCCGUCAACAACCCCAAGAAGCAGGAGUGAGGCCGGUGACCCCGCCCGGCCCAGGCUGACGCGUGCCCCACGGACGCGGGGCUUCCUCCGGGUGGGCCGAGGGUGCCAGGCCUGAGCCCAGGAUAGCCCCCCGAGGGACAUGGAGGCGACCGACACCGCGGGACCGGCGAGCCACGGGCCGGGCAGACGGUGGCCCUCCCAGCUGGGGGCCCCGGGGCUUCCAUUAAACCAUUCCUUUCGUUUUUGA